GAGGCUUGCAGCGGGCGGGAGCCGUGCCUGAGCGGGGAACUGGGUAGGGUUGCAGGUGUCCCAGCUCAGCCGGACUAGAAGGGCCAGCGUUGGAAAGAGCAGGUACUCGGGCCGUGGGCGGCGCGAGAGGUGGAACGGAAGGUACCCGGUCAGUGGGAAGAUGCCCGGGCCUGGAACAUUGCAGAGAUCGGAGCAGGGGCGCAGCUCUGUGGAGGGACCUUCUGGUAUGUGUGUCCCUGUCCUUUCGGGGCGUGGAUGGUGCCUGGGACCCAGCCAGCAACCAGUUGAAGACGAUCUCCUUGGAAGCUCUCGGCCCCGAGGGCUCUCGCCUGGGGUGCCGAUCCUGCCAUGGCGUUCCGGAGGACUGAGGUCUGCCUUCUCCCAGCUGCGGUUGACACCAGGCCUGCGGAAGGUCCUCUUUGCCACGGCCCUGGGGACUGUGGCCUUGGCCCUGGCCGCCCACCAGCUGAAGAGGCGACGGCGGAAGAAGAAGCAGGUCGGCCCCGAGAUGGGAGGCGAGCAUCUGGGCACAGUGCCCCUCCCCAUCCUCAUGGCCAGGAAGGUCCCGUCAGUGAAGAAAGGCUACUCCAGCCGGAGGGUCCAGAGCCCCGGUAGCAAGAGCAACGACACUCUGAGCAGCAUUUCCUCCAUCGAGCCCAGCAAGCACUCGGGCUCCUCCCACAGCUUGGCCUCGAUGGUAGUGGUGAACUCAUCCAGCCCUGUGGCUGCAUGCUCGGGGCCAUGGGACACCAGAGGGAUGGAGGAGUCCGUGACCACCAGCAGCGGCAAUGCUGAGAGCCUCUACAUGCAAGGCAUGGAGCUCUUUGAGGAAGCUCUGCAGAAGUGGGAACAGGCGCUGAGCGUGGGGCAGAGGGGGGACGGCCUCCGGAACCCCGAGGCCGCUUCAGAGGCGCUGUCCGAGCCAGAGUCACAGCGAAGAGAGUUUGCGGAGAAGCUGGAGUCCCUGCUGCACCGGGCCUACCACCUGCAGGAGGAGUUCGGGUCCACCCUGCCGGCCGACAACGUGCUGCUGGAGCUCGAGCGGACCCUCAUGCUGCCCCUGACCGAGGGCUCGCUGCAUCUGCGGGCGGACCAUGAGGACAGCCUGACCUCAGAGGAUUCCUUCUUCUCCGCCACUGAGCUCUUUGAGCCCCUGCAGGUGGGAGAUUACCCGAGCCCACUCUCCAGGCCUGCCGCCGCCUACGAGGAGGCCCUGCAGCUGGUGAAGGAGGGCAGAGUGCCCUGCCGGACCCUCAGGACAGAACUGCUGGGCUGCUACAGUGACCAGGACUUCCUGGCCAAGCUGCACUGUGUGCGACAAGCCUUCGAGGGCCUCCUGGAGGACAAGAGUCACCAGUUUUUCUUCGGGGAGGUUGGCCGGCAGAUGGUGACGGGCCUGAUGACCAAGGCUGAGAAGAGCCCCAAAGGCUUCCUGGAGAGCUACGAGGAGAUGCUGAGCUACGCCCUGCGGCCGGAGACCUGGGCCACCACGCGGCUGGAGCUGGAGGGCCGAGGGCCCCUACACACCCCGCCUGCUCUGCCCUCAGAGCACUGCUGCCCCCUGCAGGUGGUGUGCAUGAGCUUCUUCGACAUCGUGCUGGACUUCAUCCUCAUGGACGCCUUCGAGGACCUGGAAAACCCCCCGUCCUCGGUGCUCGCCGUCCUGAGGAACCGCUGGCUCUCGGACAGCUUCAAGGAGACGGCCCUGGCCACUGCUUGCUGGUCUGUCCUGAAAGCCAAGAGGAGGCUGCUGAUGGUGCCUGAUGGCUUCAUCUCCCAUUUCUACUCCGUAUCGGAGCACGUUAGCCCCGUCCUAGCCUUCGGCUUCCUCGGACCCAAGCCUCAGCUCUCUGAAGUCUGUGCUUUCUUUAAGCACCAGAUCGUGCAGUACCUGAGGGACAUGUUCGACCUGGACAACGUACGCUACACGUCGGUGCCGGCGCUGGCGGACGACAUCCUCCAGCUGUCCCGGCGCCGCAGCGAGAUCCUGCUCGGCUACCUGGGGGCGCCGGUGGCCAACAGCAUUGGCCUGAACGGUGUGCUGCCCCGAGAGAACGGGCCCCCAGAGGUGCUGCAGUAGUGGUGGGGGUGGACCGGGAGGGGUGGCUGGCCGGUCCUCAGUCACGUGGCUGAUGGCAGAGAGAAGGCCUUAGGGUUGGCAUUGGAGGCCUGGGUGUCUGGCCGUCAGCAGUGGCAGAGCCCGGGCCAUGGUGGCCAAGCGUGCUCGCCCCUGACCUCGCCCCCACCCCAACCUCCAUCACCCGGGAAUCCCCGAGGCCCAGGGGAUAAACUUCCUCGGAGCGGCGUGGAGCCCCGAGGGGCCCGCCUCAGCUCUUCGUGGGAAAGCAGAGGCUGGACCAGUGGCCAGCAGGGCCUGAGGCGUUGUGAGGAGAACCAGGACGGCAGAGAUGGGAUGCCCUGGGGGUGGGUGCCCAAAACCUCCUGCCACCCCAGGGCUGCUGAGUGGGGCUGGGGGGGUGUGGAUGAAAGAGGGGGUGGCCGGGCGCUGCCGUGGUGGAUCCUGGGCUGGACAGUCUAAGAUCCAGGCAUCUGCCUGGCCAGUCCUGACGGCCCGCUGCCACCCGAGAGAAUGUGCUGCUCCAGAGACAGAGGGUGGGAGCCGCUGAGUGUGGC
Kogia breviceps (pygmy sperm whale) is the source of this 2634-nucleotide messenger RNA. The record is from RefSeq and is a predicted model, not a curated record. Lineage: Eukaryota; Metazoa; Chordata; Mammalia; Artiodactyla; Physeteridae.